Nylanderia fulva is the source of this 1831-nucleotide messenger RNA. Its product is annotated as Mitochondrial amidoxime reducing component. NCBI's taxonomy places the organism in Eukaryota, Metazoa, Arthropoda, Insecta, Hymenoptera, Formicidae. The record is from RefSeq and is a predicted model, not a curated record. Gene Ontology annotation, molecular function: catalytic activity; pyridoxal phosphate binding; molybdenum ion binding.
UACGUGCCAAUUCAGGACGGACCUCUUGCACAUCACGUCGAUUGCUUUCUGCCUAGCACAUGUCGACGCGAUGGCGACGCUCGUGUUUCGCUGCAAUGUUGAAAGCAGAUAGUACCGCAUAAAACGAAUAGAUAACGGUAUUUUUCUGAGUCACGAGGAAGGAGAUGGUUGUGGUGUGCACGUGAAUCUCGAGUCAGUGUUGCGAUAGCUGCGAGAGAACGAGGAUUGUCCGGUUGUUUUUCGAGACGAUCCUGUGGAAUUUGUUGAAGGCAAUAUAUUUCUGCGAGACCAUCCGCACAAAUUGCACAGAUCGACUUCUCUCUCGUCGUGACAUCAUCGCGAUCUUGACGUCGCGGUCAUGGACAGAACACGACUUGCAUUUGUCACGGCUGCCGCUGUAGGUGCUGGCACAGCGGCUUUCUUUAUUUGGUGGUGGUGGAUCAAAAAACAGAAGCCUCAGCUACCAUCGAAAUGGCGAAAAGUAGGAGAACUGAGCGAUCUAGUCGUGUUCCCGAUUAAAUCACUUGGCGCUGUUCGCAUGAACGAGAUGGAAUGCACGAUACUAGGUCUAAAAUCGGGUUGGUUAAGAGAUCGUACGUUGAUGGUUCUCGAUCUUGAAGGGCGAUUUCUCACCGCCAGACAGUUACCCAAAAUGGUCAAUGUACUACCCGAAGUUUCCGGUUCCGUAUUAACGCUUCGUGCUCCGGGAAUGAUGUCGAUAUCAGUGGAUUUCGCUCAGCUUCGCGGUAAAAGCUUCCGUACUGCUGUUUGGGGUCAAGCGGUACCGGCUCGCGAUUGUGGUGAAGAAGUUGCUCGAUGGCUGUCACGCUUCCUUCUUCAGGAGGAUACUGGUCUUAGAUUGGUCUACUAUCCAGUGGAUGGACCUGCGAGAGAUGUAAGAAAAGAUGAAAAGGCCUUUCCUUUAGCGACGCCGUUGGAUACCGGAGCUUACCCAGAUGAAUCAAGUUACAGUCUGCUCAAUGAAGCUUCGCUGACAGACCUUAAUAACCGAUUGGAUGAACCUGCCGUGGCGCAGCAAUUUCGUAUGAAUUUUCUGGUCAAGGGUGCAACUGCUUUCGAGGAGGAUAAAUGGGAUUGGGUGAAAAUCGGAAAUGUGAUUUUCAGAAAUAUUAGACCAUGCACAAGAUGCAUUUUUACUACGGUGAAUCCAGAAACUGGAACGAAACAUCCCAAUGUCGAACCUCUGAAGACUUUAAAAAGUUACAGACAAAUAACCGACCCGGAAAUUCGACCCUCAGUUGGCGACAGUCCAGCUAUGGGACUUCAUCUCGCACUACGAGGAUCAAAUGGGAAGGUUCGUUUAGGCGAUUCGAUUUAUGUGAAUGUAGAAGAGGAGACAGUACCCUCUUUAACUUCGCCAUCAUAGCUACAUCGUUGGGACUCCUGUGAGAUUUUAAAAUACGAGCAGGAGCUGUGAGAUUUUAAAACACGAGCCUCACUGAUUUGAUGGUCGAAAAAUUAUAAAAAGCGAAGUCUGGAAUUUAACAAUGAAGUAUUUGUAUUAUGCGCACAAUUCAUGUGUGUAAGAGACAUCCUUAAUUAGAAAUAUACGAUUGAGAUGUUUCUCUCAACGAUAAGAAUCAUAAAAUUAUAACAAUGAUUACUGAUGUCUUAUUAAAAUCAAUAUCUUACGAAAUUGAAAGUUUCGUACUACAGAGAUGUAAAAUGAACAACGAUGCAGGAUUAAAUAAUCCUAAAUCAGGCAAUUUAAAUCUCUUCAAUUUCUGUGUCAUGGAAUUGCGAUAGUAGUUUAAAAGAUGUAGCCUAAAAGUUUGAAAAUAUAUAUUUUGCUAUAUUGUUAAAAAAUUAA